AUGAAUCAAUCAGAUCCUAAAAUAUUACAAAGGAAACCUACCCUAUAUAUCCAUAGGUUUUUGCUGCACAACCAAAACCCUAAUCUUGACCCUGGUGAGAAGAAGCGGGUGAUAGUGGAAGUUGACACUGAUUCAUUUCCGCUGAUUUGUAAAUCCACUCAAUUUUCUACAUACAUACAUAUAAAAAUUGAAUUGGAGCUACACUCGCUUCAAGCGCAAGGGUGCAGUCAGUCAUCAACUUCCUGUGGACUUUUUUCCUCUGUCUCGAGAAAUUUUAAGCUGGCAGCUCGGCUUCUGGGUUUGGACUCAAAGCUUGAGAAGAGUCUGCUCAUUCCAUUUAGGGAAAUUAAGGUUGAGUGUACCAUACCAAAAGAUGAUGGCACCUUGGCAUCUUUUGUGGGGUUCAGGGUUCAGCAUGACAAUGCGAGAGGUCCAAUGAAAGGAGGAAUAAGAUACCACCCAGAGGUAGACCCAGAUGAGGUGAAUGCUUUGGCACAACUAAUGACAUGGAAGACUGCAGUAGCUAACAUACCAUAUGGGGGAGCCAAGGGAGGGAUAGGAUGUAAUCCAGGGGAUUUGAGCAUCUCUGAGUUAGAAAGACUUACUAGAGUUUUCACCCAAAAGAUACAUGAUCUGGUUGGAGUCCACACAGAUGUUCCAGCACCUGAUAUGGGAACAAAUCCACAGACAAUGGCUUGGAUCUUAGACGAAUAUUCGAAAUUUCAUGGAUAUUCACCCGCAGUGGUAACUGGAAAACCUAUUGAUCUUGGUGGUUCCCUUGGAAGAGAUGCAGCUACAGGAAGAGGUGUGCUGUUUGCAACUGAAGCCCUGCUUAAAGAGUACGGGAAGAACAUUGCCGGGAAACAUGUUGUUGUGCAGGGAUUCGGAAAUGUUGGUUCUUGGGCUGCUCAACUUAUAAGUGAGCAGGGGGGAAAGAUUGUUGCAGUAAGUGAUAUUACAGGAGCUAUAAAGAAUAGCAGUGGUCUUGACAUACCAAGCCUACUCAACCACGUCAAAGAAACCCGUGGAGUAAAAGGAUUCAGUGGUGGGGAUUCUAUUGAUCCUAAUUCUAUAUUGGUUGAGGAUUGCGACAUUCUUAUCCCAGCAGCUCUGGGAGGCGUGAUCAACAGGGAUAAUGCAAAAGAUAUCAAAGCCAAAUUUAUUAUUGAAGCAGCUAAUCAUCCAACUGAUCCCGAGGCUGAUGAGAUUUUGUCAAAGAAGGGAGUUGUCGUCCUUCCAGACAUAUAUGCAAAUUCAGGCGGUGUUACUGUUAGUUACUUUGAGUGGGUUCAGAACAUUCAAGGGUUCACGUGGGAUGAGGAUAAAGUGAAUGCAGAGCUAAAGAAAUACAUGACGAAAGGCUUCAAAGAUGUAAAAGAGAUGUGCAAGGCUCAUGAUUGUGAUUUUCGAAUGGGAGCCUUCAGCCUAGGUGUUAAUCGGGUUGCGAAGGCAACAAUUCUUAGAGGAUGGGGAGCCUGA
Molecule: messenger RNA, 1479 nt
Organism: Fraxinus pennsylvanica
Lineage: Eukaryota; Viridiplantae; Streptophyta; Magnoliopsida; Lamiales; Oleaceae
Source: the annotation of a GenBank genome assembly